This is a messenger RNA of Urocitellus parryii (Arctic ground squirrel), 1299 nucleotides long. The record is from RefSeq and is a predicted model, not a curated record. NCBI's taxonomy places the organism in Eukaryota, Metazoa, Chordata, Mammalia, Rodentia, Sciuridae.
UUUCGCUCCUUUCCGGCGGUGACGACCUCCCCACGAGAACAUGCCUGUGAGUUCCUUGGUCCAGGUUUCAGCGGAGAUCUCGCUCUUCUGUCCGCACGCUCCCCUCACGCUGAUUUCGCCUCGUAGAGGGUCCUCAGUAACCCUCUGCACUUCUUAGGACCUUAACUCCAGGGACCGCAGCGGCCCACGGGCCACCCGCAUAGACGGGAGCGGAGAGGAGAUAAGAUGGCGGCCCAGCUACGCAGACACCAGGGGCGGCGAGGGGCGAGUUCUCCCCGCUCGCAAAGGAUCUCCUUCAUCCCUCUCCGGAAGAGGAGAAGCGGAAACACAAGAAGAAGCGCCUGGUGCAGAGCCCCAACUCCUAUUUCAUGGACGUGAAAUGCCCAGGAUGCUACAAAAUCACCACAGUUUUUAGCCAUGCACAAACAGUAGUUUUGUGUGUUGGCUGCUCCACUGUCCUCUGCCAGCCUACGGGAGGAAAAGCAAGGCUUACAGAAGGAUGUUCCUUCAGGAGGAAGCAGCACUAAAAGCAGCCUAAAUCAAGAAGAGUGGGAAAACAUCCCAAUAAACACAUUUUGGAUAUAUCCUGUUUAUUGUCUUGUUUAACUGCUAGGAAGUUCCUGCCUCAAGUAUUCAGAGGCAUCCAGAAGAGUGGAAUGCUAGAGUCAUUUGGGGCAAUUUGUGAAAUAAAAUGAAGGCAGUUUCCAAGUCAAAGUCCACGGUGCUGAAUAUAAGGACUCCUUACCUAGAAAGAUGAAAGCUGUUGAUGCCAACACCGCAAAGAGGGUAAAGAGGAGGAUCUGGUAAGAACCAAUGAACCGCUUGAWGACUCCUGAACUUUCACACUGAUCUGUGCAUUGGCCAUAACAAGAUAAUAGUUAGACACAUCCAGGGCAGAUGCUGCAUUGGAGACAGGGUCUUAAAGAGUAUCCAGCAGAAGCACUCAAAACCCAGCCCUUUUAUGAAACUUGAGGUGUGAACUCCUUCCUUCACCUCUUUUUAGCUUCUCAUAUCUCCAAAUAAUAAAAUCUUCAAAUUUAAAUGUUAGUCUUCUCAGGUUUCAAGGGGUGCUUUAAAUCCCUUUGCCACCUUAAAAUGCCUGUAAAACCCAUUCUGUGUAUUUUAACCCCAGGUGCCAUGUUUUCUUUCACUAAACUUGUUAUAGUCUCUGCUAACCAAAAUAUUUCUUCAGAUCACCAGUUACCUCCUAAAUUCAUUGGUCCCUUGUCUUCAGGAUGUCAUUUCUAGGGAAUUCUUCAAUUUGUAUCAAUAAAACUCCAGACAUGUGUUUGAAGCCAA